This is a messenger RNA of Sabethes cyaneus, 1764 nucleotides long. RefSeq lists its product as uncharacterized. Gene Ontology annotation, cellular component: SCF ubiquitin ligase complex. Gene Ontology annotation, molecular function: protein binding. The transcript is spliced from 5 exons. Gene Ontology annotation, biological process: SCF-dependent proteasomal ubiquitin-dependent protein catabolic process. NCBI's taxonomy places the organism in Eukaryota, Metazoa, Arthropoda, Insecta, Diptera, Culicidae. The record is from RefSeq and is a predicted model, not a curated record. Bases 145 to 1764 code for a protein of 539 amino acids.
UGGUACAAACACUGUUAUUUAUAUUUAUUUAACAUUACUAUCGAAUAAGACAAACCAGUGCUAUGAUAUUAUUAAGAGCUAAUUAGCAAUAGAAAAACGUAUGUUGCUUUCAGCCACAAAACUACACCAAAGAAACCGUUCGCCAUGGACAACAUCAACGAUCUUCCAGUAGAAAUUUUAGAACGAAUACUCAGCUACCUCAACUUUAGCGACCGGAAGAGUGCUUGCGGAGUUUGCAGCCAUUGGCAUAACGUCUUACGUACUGUGCGAUUUCAACGACAAUGCCGUAUACAUCUUAGCAACGAAUUUGACCAGGAGUUAUCAGAUAUAGAAAUGCGAGUGAUACAGAAUUACCGUAAUAUGUCACUGAGUUUAUACUCGGAUGAUAGUGAUGAUGAUGAGGACAAUGAGCAGCGUGAAGAUGAGGGCCUAAUACAUUUAAAGUAUCUCUUUGUGCCGUGUCCAGAGAUAAACAUGAAAAAGCUCUUGUUUGGACGUUUCGACCUUGAAGCGCUAACACUGUAUUGUAGCUUUGAAGGUACGCGAGAAAUACUUGAAAACCAACUAGCCGAUAUGAUUAACCUCCGAGAGCUUGAGCUAUUUACCUAUACGAAUAAAUAUUCUUCGCCAGAUCAGAGCGUGUGGGUCAUCCAUCAUGACCGACUCAAAUCGUUGAAAAUUGAUAUAAAAACUGCGAAACCGCUCAAAAUAGUCCUACCACAUCUGACAAAAUUAGAGCUGUUAUUCAACUGUCGUUACAGCUUUCUUACUAUUGAGACCUACUGCUGGCAGUUACAGUCCCUAAUUGUUCAUUUCCGAGAUCCUGAAACGAUGGACGAUAUGAUGUCCUUAUCAUUUCCUAUGUUGACUCAUCUAGAGGUAUGUAUGGAAGAAGAUAAAGAUGUUCAGCUCGGAUAUGCUCAAACUCGAAACAAGUUUGCGGAUAAGGAAAAGGAAGAAAAUUUUAUUAAAUCCAUCCCAAAGUUAAGGUCAAUGGUGAUAGGAAGUAAUUUGUUCCUCUACCGCAUAGGAAUGGCACUCUCCAAAUUCAGUCACCAGUUAGAAGAAUUAACUUUACAGGAUUUAAAAAUCGAUACCGCUGAACUACAAUCGAUUGAAAAAUUAGCAAAAAUUAAGACUAUUGUUUUGCUGUAUACAAAAAUUAUUUCUCCAACUCAGAACCUGCCAAAAUUAUAUAUGCCUCACCUUCAUCACCUGUCUCUGUUGUAUCACUCAUCAAACAUUAUAUUUGACAGCGGGCUUGCCGGGUUGAAAAUACUGAAACUGAUUCUGGAUUCCGAAAGAAACGAUAAAGUGUUGCAUAAGAUUUGUAACAACUUGCUUAAUUUGGAACGUUUGGAAUUGGUUCUAUACAACAAGUGGAGAAAACGUUGCUUACGACAUCUAAACAAUUUGAAAAAAUUAAGAACUCUGCGAAUAAGUUACUGUGAUAGCGAUAUUUAUUGGACGCAUUGUCCUGUAGUUCCUAGCUUGCAAACCAUUAUAGUCGACAAUUGUUAUAAGCUGAGAACGGAAACUUUACAGCCCAUAUCCAGAUUAUUUCCUGGUCUCGUUAGUAUUUACCUAGAUGACUGCGUUGUUACAGGUAGUGAUGAGGAUGAUGUAACUAUCUCCGCUAACAAUGUUGAGUUUGACGAGACUGAAGAAGGUAAACAAAGGUGUUACGAACAGCUAAAGUUAAUGCUGCCGCAGUGCAUAAUUUCGUUGGACGCAACGAUACUACGAUGGCAAUGUUGUAAAUAA